GACUCUUCCUUUGUCUUGUGUCGGUGGGAAAUUGCAGGCCCCGUAAAACUACCAACCCCUGAAAGAGGAAAUUGUACAAAGAAGACGUUACAGGGCGUUUCUUUCUGAAGGUGAAAGAAGAUUCCAAGCAUGGAACCUCUAAGGAAGAAGCAGCUCAAGGUGGGAAUACGUCUUACUCUAUUGAUGUUCUUCGUCUUGGGUGCUUCAGCUUGGACUGGUGAAAUCCAUGGCAGGGUUGUUUGUGAUGUCUGUGGCGAUUCUUCUAUUGGACCUGAAGACCAUAUCCUCGAAGGUGCUGAGGUUGCUGUUCUUUGCAUCACAAAGUCUGGGGAGGUUCUAAAUUACCAGGCAUUCACAGACACUAGAGGGAUUUACACUGUUGCCGAGACAAUGCCCGAGAGCGAUCGUUGGGAUGCCUGUCUUGCUCGUCCCAUUAGCAGCUUCCAUGAGCACUGCACCGAACUCGGCAAGGGCAGCUCAGGGGUGAAGUUCAGCUACAAUCACCCAUCAGGUUAUUCCCAUACAAUUAGAACUUUCGUUUACCGACCUUCUAGCCUUCCAACCUACUGCAUUUGAUCUGCCCUGGCCUUGCUACAAACCUAAUGGUGACCAUACUUGGUUAAACUACAAGGAAAACUAAGGAGUACAUGAGCAAUUCAUGCUAUACUAUAUGCGCGCGCGCGCAUACACACAUAUAUAGAGUGUUGUCUGAUAUUUAUUAUUACUGUAGAGCCUAGUUGAAAUGAAGGUGUGAACUGUGUGAGUCUAUGACCAAAGGACUUGUGAAUGACAUUGUCAUUGACAGUGACAGUGGAGCAUGUUCAUUGUAAGGAGUUUGAGAAGUGAACCAUACUGUUUGUAACUUAUGAAUAGUUCUUCUUUUUUUAAUAGAUUUUAUAUUAUAUAUUAUGAAAUUGUUCA
Molecule: messenger RNA, 921 nt
Organism: Neltuma alba
Lineage: Eukaryota; Viridiplantae; Streptophyta; Magnoliopsida; Fabales; Fabaceae
Exons: 2
Coding region: 130-576 (148 amino acids)
Source: RefSeq, a predicted model, not a curated record